AGGAGGAGGUGAGUCGCUCCCUGGAAGCGUCCGUCGCGUUGACUUAGCUGUCUGCGCCUGCGUAACAGGGUCUUCCCGAUUGGGGAGGCAGAACGCGGCGCGGCGACGUCAUCCCUCGAGGAGCCGCUGGCGCGAGGAGAAACGCUUGUAGCCGCGGCCGGUUGUGAAGAGACACGAUGAGCAAAGCGCACCCGCCGGAGCUGAAGAAAUUUAUGGACAAGAAGCUGUCAUUGAAACUAAAUGGCGGCCGGCAUGUCCAAGGGAUACUAAGAGGAUUUGAUCCAUUUAUGAAUCUCGUAAUAGAUGAGUGUGUGGAAAUGGCACCAGGAGGACAACAGAACAAUAUAGGGAUGGUGGUAAUACGAGGAAACAGCAUCAUUAUGCUAGAAGCCUUGGAAAGAGUAUGAAUGAACCAGUGGAUUCUGCUACAAUGUGGAUAUCUCUGUUUUUGUAUUGUAUAUUUUACAGGAAUUGCACGUUCCUUGUGAUUUUUUUUUAAAUAAAUGGUUAAAAUUG
Molecule: messenger RNA, 516 nt
Organism: Rhineura floridana
Lineage: Eukaryota; Metazoa; Chordata; Lepidosauria; Squamata; Rhineuridae
Gene: SNRPG
Product: small nuclear ribonucleoprotein polypeptide G
Exons: 4
Coding region: 177-407 (76 amino acids)
Biological process (GO): spliceosomal snRNP assembly; mRNA splicing, via spliceosome
Cellular component (GO): SMN-Sm protein complex; U12-type spliceosomal complex; catalytic step 2 spliceosome
Molecular function (GO): RNA binding
Source: RefSeq, a predicted model, not a curated record